This is a messenger RNA of Hydatigera taeniaeformis, 1593 nucleotides long. Lineage: Eukaryota; Metazoa; Platyhelminthes; Cestoda; Cyclophyllidea; Taeniidae. The record is from the annotation of a GenBank genome assembly.
AUGAUGUCAAGCGUUUCCAUUGCACAUCCUGCUCCAGUUAUUGGAAGCAUCCUUGGUAUGGAUGAUGAGGCCGGUAGCGAGAAUGAAGUGGUGCAUCGUAAACCUCCUAUAAUUGAGACUAUCCUCAAUGAGCUGGGAUUUGGGUGGUUUCAGGUUAGAAUGAUAGUCAUCCUUGGUGUAGCUCAUUCCACCGAUACAAUGGAAACUAUCAUUCAAGCGAUCCUGGGCCCCAGUCUCCGCUGUUAUUGGCGUCUAUCAGCCGACUAUGUAGCUCUCCUCACAAGUCUUGUAUUCCUUGGCAGCUGUAUUGGUGCAGUUCCGCUAGGUUACGCUGCAGACGUCUAUGGUAGACGCUCGAUCUGUCUUCUGUCCUGUCUGGUGCUGAUGUACCUAUCCUGGUUGUGUGCAAUCAGUCCAACUUAUGCAUGGAUUGCUUCUCUGCGCUUCCUUUCCGGUCUUUUCAUUGGUGGAGUACUAACAGCUGGGAGCUCGCUUCUUUCGGAAACAAUGCCAUCGAAAUUUCAAGCCCCAGGGCAACUGAUAACCAACAAUUUUGAAGCCCUUAUUGGUGUCAUUACAGCUGCAAUUGGCCUGGGUUGCCUAAAAGGACGGUUGAGCUGGCGAUUCUUUGUUUUCUUUACCACGUUUCCCUUAGCUCUCUGUGCUGUUGCCUUGGUAUUCUUUACUCCAGAAUCUCCUGUAUACUUAUAUUGCAAAAAGCAGACACAAGAGGCUGCAAUUGUGCUGGAUAACAUGGCCGCUGCGAAUCGAUGCAUUCCGAAGAGCUCAACAAGUGUGGUUUCUUCCCUAGGCCGUAUUCAAGAAGCUGAUGAAGCAGAGAAUUUCCGCAUUUCAAAAGUCGGUGUCAAAGAGGUGUACACUCUGCUUAUUCGUCGUCGGCCAUGGCUCCUCCCGCUGUUGCUGUGUUUGAACUUCUCUUGGGGCUUUCUGAUCUACGGUGGAACUACAAUUCUUCCCGUCGAAUUGGCUGCCGGUCCUAGAAUGUGCAUUCAGGACUUCAGGAUUGCCAACACCACUAACCUGUCGCCAGAUGAUCAGCAGCCUGGAGGGACUCCUUUUGAAUGCUGCAAGCCACUGCGGGAAGAGGGCUAUCAAUCGCUGCUCAUUUCGGCCUCAGGUGGCCUUCUAAGUCUCCCACUGGCCUACGGUUUGGUCGCGUUGCUAAGGCAAAGGCUUCCACUUGCCCAAGUUGUCACUUUUUCACUCACUAGCAUUCUGCUCUUUGUUCAGACUUUCUGUAUGGCAUCGACAGUCUCAAAUGUAGUAUUCUUUGCUACUCGCGGUGUAGCGGCAGCUGGUAGCGGUUUGAUGGGGAUCUACGCGAGUAACAUCUUUCAGGCACGAGUUCGAAGCCUUGCCAGUGGUCUCUGUGCGGCAGCAUACCGUCUCGGCAUCCUCACCGCACCCUACGUGGGACAGAUAUUGUUGCAAGAUCGUUCCGUCCUACUCGCCAUCCUCACCUUCACUCUUGUUGCCAUUGGUAGUGCAAUUGGAUCCAUUAUACUGCCUCGAAUGCGAGCCCUCCGUACCGUAAGGAAUUUCACUGCCUUUCUCCUUAGUCUCACUAGUUAA